UCUUCCUCAAUUUUCAAUUUAUUUUUCUCGAGAAAACAAAAGAACCCUCAAAUCAAAUCCCAGCAAAAAUCAAAUUAGAGAGUUUUCACCAUGAUCAGCAUUCUCGCUCAGGAACGUCUUCUUGGUUUCACUCUUGGUAGCGCCUUGACUGGGUUCCUCGUUUACGAGCAGCGAAAGCUCAUCAUCCAUCAAUCUGUUUCUGAUCCUAAAUCUCAAUCCUUCGAUCAAUCUCAGGUGAGAGAUCGCAUAUUCGGGAAGAAGUAUCGUAUGGAAUUUGCAUCUCUGUGGAACAAAGCUGUGGAUCAGACUUUUGAACCUGCCAUUGAGUAUCUUAGUUCUCGUAAAUGGUAGAGAUGGAUAAUAGUUCUUUUGCUGAAGAUGUGAAACUUCUACAAGGCUCAUGAAUUCGAUUGUUGUUUUCGUGUUCUUGAUGAUACUACGAGUUUGUUUGAGAUGUAGACAACUUGGUUGUUAUGGCCUUAUAACUGAAUACAGCACUAUUCUUGUUUUGUCUACUUUCUUGAGAAGAGAAUUGUUUGUUGUGUUUUAGUUACUGAAAAUGUUAUCAGAGGUUAUUGUUGUUUUGGCUUAAUGAUUGAGAUGUUGUGGCGUA
Molecule: messenger RNA, 613 nt
Organism: Camelina sativa (false flax)
Lineage: Eukaryota; Viridiplantae; Streptophyta; Magnoliopsida; Brassicales; Brassicaceae
Source: RefSeq, a predicted model, not a curated record